This is a messenger RNA of Meloidogyne enterolobii, 1218 nucleotides long. The record is from the annotation of a GenBank genome assembly. Lineage: Eukaryota; Metazoa; Nematoda; Chromadorea; Rhabditida; Meloidogynidae.
AUGGUCAACCAUUUUGUUGCUGAAUUCAAGCGUAAACACAAGAAGAAUCUUGCGACCAAUCCGCGUGCUCUCCGUCGUCUUCGUACUGCUUGUGAACUGGCUAAGAGGACUUUGUCUAUCUCCACUCAAGCGAGCAUUGAGAUUGACUCUCUCUUUGAUGGAAUCAACUUCUACACCAACAUCACGCGUGCAUGUUUUGAAGAGCUUUGCGCUGAUUUGUUCCGCAGUACUAUGGAUCCAGUUGAGAAAUCAAUUCAUGAUGCUAAGAUGGACAAGUCUCAGAUUCAUGACAUUGUUUUGGUUGGAGGCUCGACUCGAAUUCCAAAAGUCCAGAAGCUUCUGUCUGACUUCUUUUCUGGCAAAGAACUCAAUAAGAGCAUCAACCCGGACGAAGCUGUCGCCUAUGGAGCUGCUGUUCAGGCUGCAAUUUUGUCUGGCGAUAAGUCUGAGAAUGUUCAGGAUCUUCUUCUUUUGGACGUUGCCCCACUCUCGAUGGGAAUUGAAACUGCUGGUGGCGUCAUGACUCCGUUAAUCAAGAGAAACACGACUAUUUCCACCAAGACUUCUCAAACGUUCACUACCUAUUCUGACAAUCAGCCUGGUGUUCUUAUUCAGGUCUAUGAAGGUGAACGCGCUAUGACAAAGGACAACAACUUGUUGGGAAAAUUCGAAUUGAGUGGAAUUCCUCCUGCUCCUCGUGGUGUUCCUCAAAUCGAAGUCACCUUUGACAUUGACGCCAACGGAAUUUUGAAUGUUUCUGUCCAAAACAAGUCGACUGGAAAGCAAAACAAGAUCACCAUCACUAAUGACAAGGGACGUCUUUCCAAAGAUGAGAUUGAGCGUAUGAUCCAAGAGGCUGAGAAAUAUCGUGGCGAGGAUGAGAUUUAGUGUGAUUGUGUUUCGGCUAAUGUAAGAAUGGACUUGAGUCUUACUGCUUUAACAUCAAGCAGACAAUGGAUGAUGAUAAGCUCAAGGAUAAGAUUAGUGAGGACGAUAAGAAGAAGGUUUUGGACAAAUGUCAGGAAACGCUCUCUUGGUCAGACGCAACCAAACUGCUGAGGAGAAGGAAGAAUUUGAGCAUUAUCAAAAGGAAUUGGAAGCUAUUUGCAAUCCGAGCAUUUCGAAGCUUUUUUGCUUUAACAUCAAGCAACCAAUGAUGAUAAGGUAUUAUGCAGAUGUGUGCAUCAACAACAAUCUUCGUGUACAUGUGAGGCCAUA